AUGAGCUUCUUCAGUUUCGGACAAAAUGCGGAGAUCGACGUGGUGCUCAACGACGCCGAGACAAGAAAAAAAGCAGAGCACAAGACUGAGGAUGGCAAAAAAGACAAGUAUUUCCUCUUCUACGACGGAGAGACCGUCAGUGGCAGGGUCAACGUCACACUCAAGAGCCCCGGAAAGAGACUGGAACACCAGGGCAUCAAGAUUGAAUUUGUCGGACAAAUCGAGCUGUAUUACGACCGAGGGAACCACCAUGAGUUUGUUUCCCUGGUUAAAGACCUGGCAAGGCCUGGUGAGAUGACCCAAUCUCAAACAUUCGACUUCGAGUUUACUCACGUGGAGAAGCCCUAUGAGUCAUACACGGGCCAGAAUGUCAAACUAAGAUACUUCCUUCGUGCAACAGUAAUCCGAAGACUUAACGACAUCAGCAAAGAGUUGGACAUUGUGGUUCACACGCUCAGCACGUAUCCAGAACUCAACUCUUCCAUUAAAAUGGAAGUUGGCAUCGAGGACUGUCUCCACAUUGAGUUUGAAUACAACAAAUCCAAAUACCACCUUAAAGAUGUAAUUGUUGGAAAAAUUUACUUCCUUCUGGUGAGGAUUAAGAUCAAGCAUAUGGAGAUUGACAUUAUUAAGCGGGAAACCACUGGUACGGGCCCAAGCGUGUACCAUGAAAAUGACACCAUCGCCAAGUAUGAAAUUAUGGAUGGAGCACCGGUCAGGGGUGAGUCCAUCCCUAUCCGGUUGUUUCUCGCUGGCUACGACCUGACCCCCACCAUGCGAGACAUCAACAAGAAGUUCUCAGUGCGCUACUAUUUGAACCUGGUGCUCAUUGAUGAGGAGGAGAGACGUUACUUCAAACAGCAGGAGAUCACACUGUGGCGUAAAGGCGAUGUGGUAAGAAAGAGCAUGUCCCACCAGGCCGCCAUCGCCUCCCAACGCUACGAGGGCUCGGCUGCCUCAGAGAGCGCGUUGGAGCAGUGUGCCAAAGAGGAAAGCGGGUCUGAGCCACACCUUAGACUGGAUCGUGGGUCUCCGUGA
Messenger RNA from Nerophis lumbriciformis (worm pipefish), 1038 nucleotides. Lineage: Eukaryota; Metazoa; Chordata; Actinopteri; Syngnathiformes; Syngnathidae. The record is from RefSeq and is a predicted model, not a curated record.